Messenger RNA from Cynocephalus volans (Philippine flying lemur), 544 nucleotides. Its product is annotated as golgin subfamily A member 2-like. Lineage: Eukaryota; Metazoa; Chordata; Mammalia; Dermoptera; Cynocephalidae. The record is from RefSeq and is a predicted model, not a curated record. The coding region runs from base 87 to 431 and encodes 114 amino acids. The transcript is spliced from 5 exons.
GUGGCCCCCCUUUCCUUUUCCCUGCCCUGAGAUGUCGGAGGAAAUGAGACAGAGGAAGUUGGCUGUGGCCAAGGAUAAGGUAUAGCAUGUUGGGUCGCAGGCUCUCUCUACCUCUCCCCCAGACCUCCUCCAGAUCCUCCUCUCUGCAUGCACCUCAGAGCCGGUGCCUGGACCUGGCAGUAGCCCGCUACUCCAGCUAUGUGGAAAACAAACAUCAAAGGAGCAAGAUCCAGGAACUGCAGGAGAGUAGGUAUCAGCAGGUGAACUCCCUGCAGGAACAACUGCAGGCUCAGAUUUGGACCACUGAUGUUUUAAUGUUCAAAAAGGCACAGUUAGAGAGAGCCCUGGACAGUGCUGACCAUGGGAUCUGGCAGAAAGCAGGGCAGUGUGAACAUCUGGUGAGCUGCCUGUGCUCACUUGAGUGCAGAUAAAAGAGCUGCAGUGGAGUCUGACCACUGUCUCUGCACAACAGAAGGAGGCGGAGAGGUUCUACCAUGACCUGAAGAAAGAGCAAGAUGCUCUCCACCUGCACUUGGAGGACAAC